AUGCCACCCAAUUCUGUUGAUAGCUCGAAAUCCCGUUUCUUUGGCGUUUAUCUGCUGUGCAGCCAUAGUUUGGAAAAACGUUAUAGUGGCAAAUGUUAUAUUGGUUUUACGGUAAAUCCAAAUCGUCGCAUUAAACAACAUAAUCGUGGUAAAGAUUUUGGAGGUGCAAAAAAGACCAGCAAUAAAGGUCCAUGGAAAAUGGUAAUGAUUGUACAUGGAUUUCCCAAUAAUAUAUCAGCAUUGCAGUUUGAAUGGGCAUGGCAACAACCUUCAUUGUCUUCACGUUUAAAAGUCUAUCCCGAAUUAAAACGUAAACUCCCCAAGGAAACAUAUUUUCAAUAUAAUUUUCGUAUUUUAAGCCGAAUGUUGAAUACUGGACCAUGGAAAAGACUUCCAUUAAUUAUUCAAUGGCUAGAGGAUGAGUAUGAAUGUGAAUUUGAUGUAAGUAUAAAAAAGCCACCCAAUCACAUGGAAAUUCGUAAUGGUAAAAUAGCAUUGGAACUAAGGAAACAAAGUAAAAAACAUCAGGAAUCUCAACCCAAAGCCAUAUGGGCACCAGAAUGUCAUUUGUGCAUGCAACCCAUACGAGAUGCUGAAAGAUCCCGAAUUGGAUGUUUAAAUAAUCUCUGUAAACUUACUUGCCACAUAAUUUGUUUGGCCAAUCAUAUGCUGUCGGCAGAUCCAAAACAAAAGGGCCAUUAUAUACCAAUUGCAGGAGAGUGUCCAUUGUGUGAAACUCAAUUUUUAUGGAUAGAUUUAUUGCAACGUAAGAGGAAAAUGCAGGGCAUUUCUUUUGAAGAAGAUGAUGACGACGAUGAUGAUGAUGUUUGCAUGGAUGAGGAGGGGAACGAUGACAGUGAUAUUGAAAUACUAAGUGGAAGUGAUGAGGAAAAAGUGGAAUUGCAUGAUAAUGUUAGUUUUUAA
This is a messenger RNA of Musca vetustissima, 924 nucleotides long. RefSeq names its product structure-specific endonuclease subunit SLX1 homolog (gene slx1). Bases 1 to 924 code for a protein of 307 amino acids. Lineage: Eukaryota; Metazoa; Arthropoda; Insecta; Diptera; Muscidae. The record is from RefSeq and is a predicted model, not a curated record. Gene Ontology annotation, cellular component: Slx1-Slx4 complex. Gene Ontology annotation, biological process: double-strand break repair via homologous recombination. Gene Ontology annotation, molecular function: crossover junction DNA endonuclease activity; 5'-flap endonuclease activity. The transcript is spliced from 3 exons.